This is a messenger RNA of Sorex araneus (European shrew), 1261 nucleotides long. RefSeq names its product SH3 domain binding glutamate rich protein (gene SH3BGR). The record is from RefSeq and is a predicted model, not a curated record. The coding region runs from base 196 to 828 and encodes 210 amino acids. Lineage: Eukaryota; Metazoa; Chordata; Mammalia; Eulipotyphla; Soricidae. The transcript has 8 exons. Gene Ontology annotation, cellular component: cytoplasm.
GAUCCCAAAUCCUCGCGGGCCAAUGGAGGGGCACGCCCCCGGGCCGGCCGGGCGGAGGGGCCGCGGCGCUGACCAGCCCCGCGCGCCCGCCCGAGCGCACCUGGCACCCGCGCGCGCCGGCUCAGUGUCCGGCUCCAGCUCGGCCCCUGGCAGCGCGGCGCGGCGUGGGGGGCUGUCCUCCUCCCGACCAGCGACAUGGUGAUCAGAGUCUUCGUGGCCACAUCCUCUGGGUCCAUAGCGAUUAGGAAGAAGCAGCAAGAAGUGGUGGGCUUCCUGGAAGCGAAUAAAAUCGACUUUAAGGAAUUAGACAUCGCCGGAGACGAGGACAACAGGAAAUGGAUGAGGGAGAACGUCCCCGGGGAGAAGAAGCCGCAGAACGGGAUCCCUCUGCCGCCCCAGAUCUUCAACGAGGAGCAGUACUGUGGGGAUUUCGACUCUUUCUUCUCUGCAAAAGAAGAGAACAUUAUCUAUUCGUUUCUGGGAUUGGCUCCCCCUCCUGGAUCAAAGGUGACAGAAUCCCCUGAGGGAGCAUCUUCACUUCCCAACGGUGAUGUGGAGGGAGAGGCUCCGAGUACCACAGAGGGAACGGAGAACGUUGAAGGAGGUGGAGAAAACGAAGCCGAAAAAGAGGACAAAGAAGAUGCGGGUGACCUUGCUGAGCCCCGCGAGGAGAAAGAUGAAGAGGGCCAGGUGGCCGCAGGUGCAGAGGGCGAGGCUGCCGAGGGGGAGGCAGAGGAAGCCGCCGAGGAGGAGGGAGCCGAGGGGGAAACUGAGGAAGGAGAAGAGCCGGGAGCAGAGGAGGAAGGAGGAGAGGAAGAAGAUUCCUAGCCCUGCGCUUUCCAGGACCCAGGACCCGAGGCAGCUUCCCAGGCUCUCCCAGGGCCACCUCAGCAGUGUACUUGGACCUGACGCUCGCCGACCUCUCUCUGCCCGCCCGGGGCUCCCCGGACCCUGUGCCCGCAGCCCCCCGAGGGGCAGAGCUGACUGUGAAGACCCUUCAAGGACGCCUCGGGCCACUGCUGUUUCUGGCCCCUGCUUUAAAAACAAUUUUUUUUUUUUUUUUGCUUUGCAAUCAACAGACCUUCUUACCCUGAAAUAAUAACUUCGGAAUAUAGAGCUCCUCGGGGCAUAACAGGUGUCCCACCCCCGCCCCCCAGCCCCGCCCUAACGUGCCUUAGGUUACUUGUCUCUGAAUUAACUCUGAACAGGGAGAACUUUCCAGAAUCUGAUCACACAAAUAAAGAUCAAUAGCCCGGGUCCA